UAUCCAUAGAAACCAUAAAUAUUUGCCACAUUUCAUCAUCAAUAUUUAAAAAUAAUUCUUGAAGAAUCUGCAUUAAGAAGAAUCAAAUGUCCAUUUUGCAACCAUCUCGAAAAAUAUUGAACGUCCUUACUAAGGUAUUCCUGCCUCAAACAAGAAAUAUAUGUCAUGUCGUUGUAAAUAAUGAGACGCCAGAAGAAACCAUCUGCAAGUAUGUCUGCUAUUUCAAUCGACAUGAUAUUGAUGGCUGGGAUAUAAGACAAGGUAUGAAUGAUCUAGCAGGAUAUGAUGCAGUUCCUGAUCCUAAGAUAAUAAUUGCUGCACUCAUGGCUUGUAGACGGGUCAAUGAUUAUGCACUGACAGUGAGAUUCAUGGAAAUGGUGAAACAUAAAUGCGGUGAUAAGAUCAAGGAAUUUUAUCCGUAUAUAUGCCAGGAAGUUGGACCAGUGAUGCUGGAAUUGGGCUGCGAUUUUCCAGAAGAUUUAGGCUAUGACAAGCCAGAAUUAUGGUUGAAAUCUAUUUAUGAUGAUUAGUUGAGGAUGAUCAGGAUUAAUAAGAUCUAUUUGAAAUUUAUUAUUUGCAUUGUUAAAAAAAGAAGUAGUUGUGUAUACCAUUAAACUUUAAUAUUUUAUCAUUCCAUAUUUUAAAUUAAAAACAGUUGCCAUAUAUUA
This is a messenger RNA of Harmonia axyridis, 668 nucleotides long. Its product is annotated as cytochrome c oxidase subunit 5A, mitochondrial-like. The transcript has a single exon. Lineage: Eukaryota; Metazoa; Arthropoda; Insecta; Coleoptera; Coccinellidae. Gene Ontology annotation, cellular component: mitochondrial inner membrane. Gene Ontology annotation, biological process: mitochondrial electron transport, cytochrome c to oxygen. Bases 87 to 530 code for a protein of 147 amino acids. The record is from RefSeq and is a predicted model, not a curated record.